Cuculus canorus (common cuckoo) is the source of this 10202-nucleotide messenger RNA. RefSeq names its product tetratricopeptide repeat domain 34 (gene TTC34). Gene Ontology annotation, molecular function: protein binding. Bases 129 to 3248 code for a protein of 1039 amino acids. The record is from RefSeq and is a predicted model, not a curated record. NCBI's taxonomy places the organism in Eukaryota, Metazoa, Chordata, Aves, Cuculiformes, Cuculidae. The transcript is spliced from 8 exons.
CAGCGCCGCUCUCCGCCUCCUCUCACCUCGCUUCACCUCAGGAGCGGCCCGGGGUCUGCGCUCCAGCUCUCCAGGCACUACCCGCAUUAUAUGUGUGAUACCACGUGGUGAAGGUACAAGUGCAGGAAAUGUCACCUCAGGAGCUUGCCACACUGCUCUGUGAAGAAGGGGACCACCAUCUCGCGCAGCAGGAGCUACCAGUAGCCACUGCUUUCUACAUGGCUGCCUUUAGCUGCAGUGCCCCCACAGCAGUACAGAAGGUGAACUCCUUAGACAAAGGGCUCUGGGAGAAGGUGAUGACCACCCUGGAGAUGUGGUGCAAAGGCGAGAACCAGAUUCCCAAGAUCCAGAGCAAGAACUUGGCCGUUGUUUCCCUCAGUGUGGGAAUAGCUGCCAUCUUUCUCUCCACCCUAAGUCCUAACAAUGUGGUAUCCUCAGUAUAUAAACUGGAGAGCCUGCUCAGGCGAGGAUGCUCAGAGGAGGUGGUGAGUAAAUGCAAUGCCCUGCUCGAGGCUAACCCAAAGGAUUCAAUGGAACUGCUGCUGCUGAGGGCAUUGGCAUGGGUGCUGUCAGGGACACAAGUUGGGAAGGGAGUUGCAGACUAUAUCCAAGCCUUUGUGAUGCAUCGGGCUGAGGCAGUGGCCUAUGUGAGUAGCAGGCAAAAGGAACACCUCCCAGAGGUCAUCCAAGCCUUCUCCAAUUGUCUCUCAGCAUAUCAGAAAGAAAACGAAGAUGACAGUUCCUCAGACCAGUGGCUGGGCAACUGCUGUGACUUCCUCUCUGCAGUAGCACCAGAAGACAUUUGGGUUUGCAGGGUGCAGGCAGCUUACCUCCUUAAGAAACGCAGAUUUGAGGAGUGUGUGGCCAUUUGUAGCAAGGCCCUCCAGGGCUUCUCAGCUGACAAUAAUCUCAGAGAUGAGAAAGCCUUGGCUCUGCUCUUGCAACGGGCUGCUGCUUAUUUCUUCUUGGGCGGACAGAUGCAGGAAAUGAUGCAGGACUUAGCAGAAGCCUUUGCAGCAAACCCUGCCCAGGCAAUGAAACACUUCGAAGAGCUCUUCGCACCACACGACAGGGAAAGCAUAGAAGAACAGGCUAGGACUGUCCUGGAGCUGAAGUUUGCAGCAUACAGGGAGGCUGUGCGUACUCGGACUGAACUCAGAGGCAAUCAUGGUACUGAAUUGCUCCCUUCUGUCAUCCAGACAGUCCAGUUUCUUCUCCACAUCUCCCUAGGGUCCAAACGGGAGCUCAGUGUUCGGCUAGCAGACUGCCAUCUCCUGCAUGGACACAUCAGGACUGCCCUGGAUAUCUGUGACUACCUCUUGGCAGCAGAGCAGAAAACUUACUACAAUACUCUCUUAGCGUUGCGAGGAUUCUGCUCCCUCCAUACUCACAACCACCAGGAAGCCCUGCAGGACUUUCAAAAGGUCAUUGAGCAUGAUUCCCCACAUCCUAACAGCUGUAUUAAAGCCCUGUGUGGGCGUGGACUUCUCCGGAUUUCUGGUGGCAGCCAUUACUUGACAGCCCUGGACUACAUCACAGCUUGCCAGUUAAAGCUGGAAGAAACCAUCUUCACAAUCAAGUCCUAUGUGCCAUGGAACCAAAGAGGACUGCUGCUAAAAGUUCUCCAAGAAGAAGGACAGAAGAUGCUCCAGAAGAAGAGAGAUGCACCUGGGGUUUACCAUCUGGCUUCUCUGUUGGUGGAGCUGGACACCUCUGAUGAAGUGUCACGGAUCCUUCGCGCUGAUUCCCUGUACCAGAUGGGCCGUGUAGAAGAAGCUCACAAGCUCCUCUCACUAGCACUCUCAGAAAGUCCACAAAGUUCUCCCAUCCUGGCUCGGCUUGCACUUCUGCAGUUGAAGAAAGGUUUCAUGUAUGAUGGCAACCAGCUACUAAAGAAAGUGAUCAGAAUUGGAGACACCUCCUGCCUCCUGCCCAUCAUGGACAUUUUCAAAGAUGAAGACAGGAAACUGAUGAAAACUCACUGCCAUUGCAGAGCUCUGACCAUCUUGAAGGACAAACGGGAGGAUGCUGACAUCAAGGAGGCCAUCGCCUACCUUUCCUUUGCCAUCAUUGCUUCAGGUGGUUAUGCUGAAGAUUGUCUUCUCAUCAGGGCUCGAUGUUAUGGGCGCCUUGGUCAGAAAAAAACUGCUAUUUUUGAUUUUAAUGCCAUCCUAAAGGAGGACCCUAGGAAUGCACAGGCUCUGAGUGGACGAGGAUUCAUUCACCUUGCUCUGAAGCAGCAAAAGGAGGCAGUGCAAGAUUUGGUCUCAGCACUGAAGGUGGAGGCAGGAGUAGUGAUCCCAGCAAUUCUGUCUUUAAAGCAUGAAGCCAGAAGGUUGAUCACUCAGUGGCUUCUUCAGCAUGGCAGGAUGACUCUAACUGAGCUUGUUGCUACUAAAGACCUCUCAAAACGAGAACCCUUCAGAGAUCUUCUCAUGAUUGCAAAAGCACUAAUUAAAAUUUGCAAGGAUUCACAAUAUCACAUCUUCUACACAGAUGUUUUGAUCGCAAAUGGAAGGUAUGAAGAGGCCGUUAAUCACCUUCGGGAGGCGUUUGGCCACUCUCUUGCUGAUGACUUUGCUAGUGCAAGACUGGCUGUGCUGCAGCUGAAGAGGAGGAAUGUGCCAGUGGCAGCUCGCUCAUUCAGCAACCUGGCUAAGAGAGAUGAAAGGGAGUUGGGGUUUCUCCUGAACUUCAUAGACGCUAAGCAACAGCAGCAUCUCUCUCAGAUCGCAGCCCAAGAAGGAAAUGUGCUGAUGAAAGAACACCACUAUGAGAAGGCUCUUGGUUAUUACACUCUGGCCAUCUUAACCGGCAAAGAUAAUCCAAAGUAUCUCCGACGGAGGGCCACUUGCCUUACGCACUUGAAAAAAUAUGACAAAGCUCUAGAAGAUAUGGAGAAAGUGAUCCAGAAUCAUGGCCACAACAGCCUUAAGACACGUGUUGAGGACCACUGCUCAAAAGGACGCCUGCUAUUGGCAGUGGCGGAGGAAGCAGCAGCCGUUAAGCAGUAUAUUGAGGCACUGCAGUUAGACGAAUCCAUGGCAUUGUUCAGCAUCAUGAACGGCCCUGGCAGUGAAAUUGUAACCAGAACAUUUCAUAAGGUUGCACAAUAUAACUUUGAAAUGCAGCAUUAUGAAGAGGCCUGGAAAAUCACAGACUAUGGCCUUAAAAUUGAUAAAAACAGUGAACUUAAAAAGCUGAAAACGAGACUUAAGCGAGAAUCAUCAAGCUGUAGCAUACAUUAAUUCAUCUCUUUGAGGAUUUUCCAGUGUCUGAUCGCUUUCUAGUUCACUUGUGAGGCUACAAGAGUAAGGGAAAGAUGAGAAGCUCAUGGUAAAUAAGCAGUGGUCAUGGUACUGAGUGUGGUACAGCAAGAUUGGGAGGAGGAAGAGGUUUCAGAUAGUGAAACAAAACUGACCAAGAUAGCUAUGAGAAAAAGGCAAAUUGCAGUAUUCAGGAUUCUUUAAAAUGAUUGUAUGAAAACUCCUUGUGAAGAAAGUGUUUUUUCUGGCUGAGCUAAACUAAUUCUAACCCAUCGGUUCCAGUCAUAGUAAAGGAAGACAUUCAAAGAGCUUGCAGUUUAUGAAUAAUAACCAUGUACUUCCUUGCUAUUUAUUUGAUUUGCUUUAACACCCUACUGUUAAGUAGCCUUAUUUUUAUGGGCCAGUCGAAAAGAUCAGUCAGAAGUAACAUUUAUAACGUGGUUUAUAUUUGUGAAGGAUCACAUGUGUUACGCUGCCCCGAUGACCCAUUUGUGAAUGGAAGGAGCUGCCCUUGUCUCAGUCCAGUGGAUUUGCAGUGGUCAGAACUAACACAGGGCAGCAGAAGCAGCACCAAUGCCAAGUAAUCUGGUUUUCUGUCCCAGGGAAGAUAGAUAACAUAAAGGAUGAGACUCAACAGAUAUAAAACGUCUACUCUACUGACUGAUAUCUGUUAUCUUUGACACACAGGCAGCUAUGCCUUCAUAGACAUGCACUUGGAGAUCCUUGUGUCUCAGCCUGCCAGGGCUGGAGAUAAUCUCUCAGUAGGAGUGCCUGCAAGUGCCUGCUAAAUAUCAUUUUUCACCCUCCUGGGUAUUUUUGCACAAAGACAGCACUGGAGCAUGGACAAAUAGAGAAUUGAUCCCACUAGUAGGGAGAUCAGGGCUGGAGGCAAUAGCCAAGGUGGGAAUGUGUUUGCUCUGCAGUGAUUCAGCACUCGUUUUUCAUCAUCCAUGCAUGGGAAUCAACGUCUCAAAUGCUCCAAAGGGUUGUGCCUGCUGGCAUGUAAGCAGCUUCCCCAUCUGUAAGGGCAGCUCGACCUGGAGGCAGCACAGAGACAGUGCCUAUAUACCCGAUUUCUGUGUGAUUUGGUGUUUCCUCCAUACAGUGGGAGUCUGUAGCACAAUUUGAAGCUUAUACCUGUGCUGUGCAAAAAGGAAACCUGAGCUGGGGCCCAAAACAACAGAAUUGUGUAUUUGUUUUGACUGCUCCAAGUGAAAUUGUCCCAGUGUUUUUGGAGGGUGAUAAUACAACCAUGGAGAAAAAUAGAAACUACUAUUGAAAACAAAGAUGAAAGCAACACUGAGAACUGCUCUCCUGCUUUGAUUAGGAUGAAAGGGAAAUGUAACAUUUUCUCUUUUGUUACUUUGUUUUCUGAAAGGCAACAUUCCAGAGUGAAACCUCAUCCUACCCUGCAAUCAACCCACUAUCAAUGAUACCACUUGUACCCUCGCAUCUUUUUUUCAUCUCUGCAUGCUCCUUUUUUCCUUCCCUAAGAGCACAGGUAAGAGUGGGCUCCUUUCCUUUCACAUUCCAGAAAAGUUACUCUGAUUGCAACCUAGUGAUACUGAUGAGUACCUUUUGCUCCUAAAUUGGCAUCAAGAUGCUACAGGAUAGUUCCUUUCCAAGCAUGCAAUUAUAUACUUAACUCUUGGCUACAUUUGCAAGCUGAAAGAAAUCACUGUGCUGAUUUUUCUUGAAAUAGUAAUCAACAGAUAGGAAUUUGUCUGUCUCAUGCUGAUAUUUUUGAGAAGCAGUUAUUUAGGGCUUCCAAACUUUAGGUUUUGCUUGAUUUUGCUUUAGUUUUGGAUUGGCUGAAUAAUAAAUCUCUCUAUAGCUUCACAUUGCUCUUCUGUUAGCAUCGCCUCCUUUAGUCGUAGGUCUGGUUCAGUGUCAGUCAGACAAUAGUUUCUCUUUAGCAGUUUGAUCUUUCUGUGGCUUUUAGAAUAGAACAGUUUUGUUUGGAAGAUACCUGCAGCGAUCAUCCAGUCCAACUGCCUGACCACUUCAGGGCCGACAAGAAGUUAGAGCAUAUUAUUACGGGCAUUGUCUUAAUGCCUCUUAAACACUGCCAGGCUUGGGGCAUCAACCACCUCUACGAAGCCUCUUCCAAUGUUCAGCCACCCUUUCAGUAAAGACCCUUUCCUAUUAUCUAGUCUGAGAUGUUUGUGUAAUGCAUUUGCACUGUACAGACAACUGAGACAAGGGAUUGUCUCCUUUGCCACAAUUAAUAUUGCUGGAAAUAUUAUAAGCACGGCUAUCUGGACACGCAAAGAACAGGCACACAGACACUCAGCUGCAUUCAAGUCGAGUAACUUCAUUACAGAGACACCAUGAAUCUGGUUCUCCUCCCACUCAUCCAUGCUGAGAGACAGCAAUAUCAUCAGUACAAGAACUGUAUGGAGAAAGAAUUAGGGUUUCAAUCAAAAAGAUUAGAAACCAGUCCAUAUAGCCUGGAUUGGUGGUCUCUCUGCCGAGAGCAGCACUACCAACUUUCUGAGCUUUACUAUGUAAUUUCUAGUGAACUGAGAUUUUCUGAAAGGCCUAAGUCUUUCUGUUAUAUGAAAACAGCUUACUGAGCUUUUCUCACCCCACCUGAGAGUCAUGGGAAGUACUGGGAAGACCUGGUUGUCCUGUCUACCCAGGCUAAUGUUCCAUCCAUUGGCCUGGGCUGCUUUGAAGAAGUUUGAGAGGGUUUGACAGAUUUUGUUUUCUUAAGUAACAGAUUCUCCUUUGCUGCUCUGAACAGAGUGCCAUUUACUGCCCCUAAAGAACUUUUUCUUUAAAUUAGGGGCCACCUGCAUCCCUGCAAGAUUGCUACAGUGUUAUGCCAAGAAAAAAAUUUGGGUUUAAGUUCCCAGAACUGCUGUUCAUUUAAGCACCAGGAAGGCACAAAACUUCUUAUCUAUUCCUCACAGUCUAGAUUAAUGGCUGCUUCUCUCAGUAGGUCCUAGCUGUUCUCAUCAGAAUUUUUAUUUAUCUUCUCUGUCCUCUUUCUGUGCCCACUAAACUGCUGUGAUUAACGGCCUUAUCUUUGCCUGUGCCUAAGCUUCUGAUUUGUUCUAUAUUUUUCUGUUAUGUGCUUGCUCUUCCAGCUAAUCUUUUAGACUAUCAGACUGAUCUUUCUGAUUAGCCACAGUGAGUGGGGUUUAAUUAGCAGCAUUGCUGCAUUAUGCAUGCCUAGGACAAUUUCACACUCACCACAACCCAUUCUGACACUCAUUUCCUGGAGUCCUGGGUAGCAGACAGGAUUAAACGUGACCCAUCUAUUUCAACUACAGCCCAGCCUAAGCACCCAACAGCCAAAAGCGCCCCUCUGCCUGCACAUUCACAUACCUCCACUGCUCUGCUAUACUGUGCUUGACCAGAAGAGAGUAUCUGUCACAAAAAAAAACCCGUGCAGCAACGUACAAGGAAGGAGGCCUUUCUGAGUACCCAGCAUUUUUAGUAGAUAGUCACCAUCACUGGCUUUGGUUAUAACUCAGCCUCAUUGGGAUCGUUAAUUUGGUGCUAACGAUGCCACAAAGAUCACUUAAGAUGCCUUAACAAGAUCACUGCACUUGAGUCUGGCUAUAGCCAGACUGUUGCUAUGUUAGACAGGCUAUCGCAACAAGCAGCAGAGAAGGCAUUGUUCUCCCUAGGGAGCCAGCUUUCCUGCUUCCCUUUCAGCCCAGUCUCCCUCACCAGCAGUAGUUAUGCACAAGAGAUCUAUCAGGAUUUAUCAACAAACAUCUCCCUCCCCUCCCUGCUGAUAAAUCUCAUCUGUUGCUAUACCCGUGUCAGGACCACUCUGCUGAAUCACCUACUUCAUUACAUACAUGCCAUUUUCCAACAGGAUAUUGUUUCCACUUCUUCCAGAUUGAAGAAUCUGCAUAGAAAAGCUGCCGUGGUCUUUUCUGUACGUCUCUUUAAUGUUAAGGUGCAGUUCAUCAAGAUUGUGGAGCUCUUUCCAGCUGCUUUGAGAUGCAUCCCUCAUUCUGCGCAUGCAGCUAAUAGCGGAAGUUAUUUAGAAAAAGAACUGUAUUGUAACACUUGCUCCUUGAAAGUCUCAUAUGCAAAGUGCUUUAGGACAUAUUUUCAUGGCACGCUUCUGUAAAUGUUAGAGAACUGUGAAGUAUUCAUGUGUAUUUAUAUUAAUCAAGAAGAGAGCAUGGCCCGAUAACCUAUGUAAAUAGUGGAACUGGACACCCAUUUAUUUGUAAACCAGCUUGAAGCUACAUUCAUCCAAAGGAAAGAUUAAAUACCUGUAGUUUAUUCAACUCUGAGCUGUAUACAGAUACUACCAAAUAUUUCUGUGCUCCCUAUGAAUUUUUGCUUUAUGAGGUAUCUAACAUUCUUACGAGAACAUAAAAGGACAAUCAGGUGUGAGAAUAUUUGCAUCACAAAUCCAGUUACACAAUUAAAGUUUCCUGACCUAUGCUCUGCAGUCCAGCAGGCAAAGAACAGCUUGGAAAUGAUGGCAAAUUGUUUGAAGUUAAAUAUUCAACUGGAAGCUUUUCCUCAGAGUUCAGGCACAGCUAAACUUAUAGCUUUUGUGAUCUCAAAAAGUUUUAUUCCCUUUAAAACCAUAUCGCUCCCAUUUAUUUUUCCUAGUUCUGUGCUCCCAGGUACUAAGAGAAUCUAAACACAUCAGCCAAGUUCAGCAACAGAUCAAAUGCAUUUUUUAAGCUGACACAUUGCCUGGAAAGUCAGCUUCCCAGAUUUAGAUCAUGGUGGAAAUUUGGCUCUGGUUUACAGCCAUGCAAACCCAGUAACUUUAACGAGCUCCUGUAUGCAUAAGUGAGGCCAUUCCACUUGACUUGCAGAGGCAGAUGUUUCACCUUAAUGACAGCUAAUCUAAAAGCCAUUUCUUUUACUGUCAUUUCCCUAGGGAAGAUUAACUGUGUUGUCAUUGUACUGCUUCUGCAUCAAGAGAUUUCCAGUUUGCGGGGGCUCUGAGGAGUUGCUGUCAUCAUUAAUUUAAAGUGUUACAUGAAAUUAUCUCUGGGAUUACAGUCUGCCUUUGGAGUCGUAGCCAUUUCAAUUGCAUUUCAACUAAACUGGUCUCUGUUGGUUGUGAGCCAUUACUCAAUAACACCUUAAGGAAAGUCACUCCUUACUUAGAAGGCACAACACUCCAAAGCUGUGAUUCAGAAAGCUCUUCCUCCUGUGCCUGCGUUGCUUCCAGGAAUGUUCUAUAGGAUGGCAAAGAAUACUGUAAACCUGUCCCACAUACCUGUACAACUCUGAUCCCCGCACAGGACCAGUGAUUUAUUUGGUCACAGAAGUUCUCAGAGGGCAGGCGACAAAUAGAGGAUGAUGUUGCUGUCUGUAGCAUUCAGCAGCUGGGAAUGUAUGAGGGCAGGUGGGGGACAAAUUAACAUCAGACCAUCCCAUGGUCUCCCAAUUAACCAUCCCAAAGAUAUGUCAGCAGAAAGGAAGACAAUCAUGAUCACAGUGAUGUUAAUUUCAGUUUCUCACCAAUGGAAAACACUACAGUUGCACAAAUGAAAACACAGAACUUCUAUUCAGGUCACCUGUCUUUGCCCAGUCCUGGCCUUCCCCUUUGUCAUAGCCCAGUGCCACUGACCCUGAGGGCUCCACACCUCAAUAGAGAUUUAUGACUUGCACACCUAAGACCCAUGCAACUAUUUAAUUUUAAAUUAAUUUAAUUUCCAGAGUUUAUUUUGGGCACACAAUGAAUGGCCAAAACCUGCCUGAGACUCUGACAACUCUGCUUUGUGUUCCCGAGGACCACUGGUUCUAUAUGCCAUGCAAGACUGAGCUUAACCUGGGUGAUCAGCCCUGGAUUCAGGUGUCUUUGGUGAGACCCUAUCAUUUUUGUGUUUGGGAAUCCUGUAGACAGGAUUCCAAAAAGCCAAGAAUUACAGAGAAUAUAGUAGCAUAAGGAUGUCCCCAUAGACUGUAAAGAAUAUUAACAACAGUAUCUGAUAACAAUUUUGCACAUUUCAUUCCUGCACUGUGUCACAGUAAAUGAGAAAAUUUAGCUGUAAAGCCAGAGAGGGAACAUAGAAGGGAGCAGGAAAUGCAGGAGGAUGUUAAUGAUUCCAUUCUAAUACUGGUUUGCAUUUGGCUAUGCCCCUUGGUUGUGCUUUCAUCUCCAGGUCGGCACUGCACACAGGCCUAAUGCAACCUAGCAAAUACAAUUCCUGGGUGUCACAUGGCUCAAUGUACAGGGACCUGAACUCACAGGGGAGCCACGGUUUUGGAUCCAGUUCAGUAGCGGAUAAAAUGAAAGACUGACAGGGAUUAUUAUUUUCUCGCUUAAAAUGACCAUCUCAUGGAGCAUCUUGAUUGCUUGGAAACCUCAGACAUCGUUAUCAAACUCAAUAUGUUCUCCAAAAGUCACAUUAAAUUCUUACAAUAUUACAAACAUCCCUGCGUGCUGCCUACAGCAUAGGGCUUGUUCUUUAUAGAGUUUUAACAACAGAAACAUUCAUACCUUGCCAUUGUCUUUCUUUGCCACCUUGCCACCAGUAUUUUUGCAAUAUCUUUUCUUUACUUCUCGUGCAUCAUUUGUCCAUUCUUGGACAUUCUCAGUAAAAUCUACUGACCGGAGAAAACAGGUAAUUAGCCAUCUACAUAAAUUGCCUGUGACUGCAUCAUUAAUGUGUUUGGAUGUUUUAAUUGAUUGCAUUCUCAACUGUUUUGGAUGGCUUAAAUGCCAGCUAAUUCAAUCCAAUUAAGCCUCCUAAUAAACCUGACUGAUGAACUGCAAUAUAAUCACACAUCAAGUAGAGAUGUAGAGGGAAAUGCCACAGAACUGACAGUUCAGAAUCGAUGGUGUCAUUUUGAAAGACCCAAAUCAUUUCUCAACAGGAUAACUUCUAAUUGACUAUAACCAGUGGCAGAUUUGGUAUCCAAGACCCAAUCCAACACAACUUCCAAGCACACGCUUGAGCCAAUUCCUAUCCACAAAACAUUUUUCACAGAAACGUA